UGGGUGUCCCUGCUGGCCUUGGUGAGCCUCCCUUCUAGAGGGAGGGGCAGAGGGUCCAAAGGAGCUGAGAGGGAGGCCGGGGGGGGGAGAGAGAGAGAAUCCCUUGGAGGGCUUUUGGCUGCCACCUCACAGCAGUGGGUCUGGGUGCCUCCUCCUUUCCUCAGGGGAAGUCGCUAAGGACCCAGAGGAACCCCCCCCCCCCGAGCUACAGUUCUGUCACCCUGUGACUUCUGGAGGGACGAAGGGCACAUUUUCACUCCCAACUUUUUGGAACGGAAAGGCGGCAGCCUUUGUUUCUCCCCUCUCCUCCCCUCCCCAGGGGAGAAUGUGGCCCGUGUGGAGCCCUCGCCUAGACGGGGCCCCCUGGGACCUCAGCUUCACCGAGGCCAUUAGCCAGCGCAUGCAGGUUCCCAGCCACCUGAAGGUAGCUGACCACGGCCGUGGGGCAGGGGAGCAGAGGCCCCCUGAAGAGGACUGGACCCCAUCCUUCCAGAUGCAUGUCCCCGAACGGCUCCUGCUAUCAGAAAUGACAGAGGUGGCCUCCAAGACUCUCCAUGGGGGGCCAUGGAGGCGCCACAGCCCCAGUAGGACCGACACACCUCUUUCUGAGCCCCCCGUUCAGGCUGCGAUUUAUGGGGAACUCCCUUUCCUGGGCUUCGUCACCCGAGCAGGAUCCCAGAAACGCAGACACCAGGCUCAUCACAGCAGAGCACGGAAGGCAAGAGUGCAAGUGAUGGCAGAGGAGACCCCUCAGCUGAGACAGGAAUGGCUGGAGCCGAGCUUGCCCACUGCGUCCCAGAGCCCAGCGCAGUCCCUGGUCCCACACACCCAGUUCCCUCCUUUCCCUCCUGAGGGCAGGGUCUACUCCUUCCAGAAUGUCCUCCAGGUGCUGCGUUUCCUGGGCCAUCACCUCGUCCGGCUCUUCUGGAAACCGGGCCAAGGCCAGCUCAGUUCUCAGGAAACGAGCACCUCCCUGGAGGAGUUUGGGACCACAGACAUGCUGGCGAUGAGGAAGCAGCUGACUCUGAUCUCUGGGCGUCUCCAGGCGCUGGAGGCACAGUGUGUGGGGUGGCGCCAGAAGGAGUUCCUCUUCUAUUCCAUCCUGGUCCCAGCCUCUCUCCUCCACCUGUGGCUUUGGCUGAGGAGAUGACCCGUGAUCUGUCCUGGGUGAGGUGGGGAGAGAGGCCAGAGCUGGUAGUUUUGUUAGCAGCCAGUUACCAGUGUGCGCUUAGUAGGCUUUACUGCCCCCACCCCAGUCUAGGUGCCCUGGGACACACCGGCCAUUUCUGCUAGCUACAGCGGGACUAGGAUGAGUGGCGUGGAGUGGAUGGGAGGGGCCUUCUGGUUGCAUUCUGAGGAGGUCCACUGUUUGCUUAAGGUGGGUGGUGUGGAGUGGGGGGAGGGGGGAAGGAGGCAGCUGGAGGCCAGGCUUGGCUGCUCCUCAGUGGAAUUGGGGAGCCUCCAGGGAUAUCAGGGCCCCCAGAGAGUGGGGUGGUGGUGACGGCUCUCCAGUUCACUCAAGUGGCCCACCUAGGACACAGCGUUGUGUGCGCAUCCUGGCUACAAUUCAGGCGACUGACAUUGAGAAGAAAGGUUGCCUUCGGAAGGACUUCUGGGCCCUUUUGGCCAGGACAGACUCACCUGGAACAACGAGACCCACGCUGCUCUGUGAUCAUCGCUUUGGGACCGCGGUGUUUCCUCUGCAUUCCUGAACCCAUUGGCAUCGUCACCUUGGCGUGAUGACCUGGUGGCCAAGGACAGCAGGUGGCUCCACGUUGGCCACAUCAAGGGGCCCAGUAAACAGCCAGAAGCUCCCAGCCCCUGUGUUGUUCCUUUGGCACAAUCUCCUUGGAGAAUCUCCAGGGCCUGAGGGUGGCUUCUUUUGGGGCGAGAACAGAGCGGACCCCACGGAGUUCAGCACCACCAUCACCACCAUCACCACCACGGCUCGAAUGUGCGGACGCUCCUGUGAGUCCUUCACUGUGUGUUCUCCUCAUCGUGUGCCCACCUGGGCUGGAUCAGAGGGUCCUGAAUUUUAAUAAAAUGCCUGAUAAACUU
Molecule: messenger RNA, 2058 nt
Organism: Pogona vitticeps (central bearded dragon)
Lineage: Eukaryota; Metazoa; Chordata; Lepidosauria; Squamata; Agamidae
Source: RefSeq, a predicted model, not a curated record